CUUGCGCCUGCGUCCUGAUUACAUCUUAAACAGGUCUUUUCAUUGCGCGAUCCGAGCAGCGCCUAUGGAGGAGAGCGUGGUCGAGUAAUCUCCAUACCGUUGCCGGAAUGGAUGCACUCUUGAAUCUAGAUUCGCCACGAGGCAACUACGUGUGCAGUUCCAUUCAAGAGAUACAAGACAAAUUGCAUCAUAGCCUCAUUUCGAAGUCUUCCGAUACCCACGCAGAGCACACCUCCAUCACCUUCGAAUUCCGGCAUAAUACCCUCUUCAAUAUAAAUGGAGAUACCGACAAUAAUAGCCCCGAUGGCUCCAUCGAUCCUACAAGUCAAUCGCAGCAACCGCCUAUUGCUAGAACUGUCAAUGUUUCCGAGACAGUGCAGAACCAACCGGCCGACGACCCUGUGCUUCAACGUGCUGUCGCGAAACAUAUAGUUGGUGCGAUGGGAGUGGUUGAUGGUAGCUCGUGGGUAGUUCGGAAGGUUUCUAGGGGCGCGCAAGGCUGGACAUUUACGUACAUCUGCAAAGACUCGCUACAAGAGUGGAAUCACGCAAACGGGAAGAAUACCGACAAAUUUAUAAUCGCUAGUUAUAGUGGUCCAGGUAGUCUAGACCCAACUACUGCCUCUCGUCCUGCUUUCGAUUGUCGUGGGACUCUAAACAUCGCCUUCUCCAAAUCCACCAGAGGUAUCAUCGUCAAAUAUAACCACACGCCUAUUCAUAAAACUGUCCAACAGUUAUUCGACCUUCUUACUCCCGAUUUGCCGCCUCCGCCGGUGAAUAAAGGCACCGCAGCCAACCAGCGAACACCAAAGGUUAAGCGACCCCCACCGACUGAAGGCGAAGAAGGAAGUCGUAGGAAGCGCCCAAGGAAGAAGGACAAGGCGCCAGAAGCACCGAUGGGAGAUGCAGCUAGUGGAAGUGGUCAUGUUAGCCGCACUGGACCUGAAUCGCAAAAUACGGAUCCGAGUGACGUCCAUUAUACCUCGGUUUUAAAUGUACCUCCAGACGAGGCUGCUCGACGCCAACAGACAGCGAUAGAACUCCUCACGGCGGAAGGAAUCGAUCCGGGAACCCUUUCCAGGGACCAGUUCGAAAUAUUUUCAAACCAGUCACCUGAGUUGCAGGCAGCUUCGUUGGAGAUGCUGAAAAUGUAUGGCGCAGAGAAGUUGAGAAUUGUCCACCCGCUUGAUGUGGAUGAACCCACACCUUCUACCUCUACCCCGGCUGAAGGGCAGUCCUCCAAUGUAACUCCUGCAGCUAGCUCGGGACCAAAGUCUGCUCCUGCGACAAAUGAGACGCCUACUAAGAGACGCGGUGGUCGGAAGAAAAAGUCUGACGUAGCAGUAGCUGAAGCGGGUGCAGUGGUUCCAGUGGAGCAAAAUGGUGAGGUCGGGACGACGGCUUCCACUUUGAAGUUGACCGUUAAACCGAGGAAGACACGCGGUGCUUGUCAGACUUGCAAAGUCAGGAAAACUCAGUGUACGAAACAGCACCCCAGUUGUUCUAUCUGCCUUAAGGCCGGCGUAGACUGUGUUUACUUACCUCCUAAGCCACGCCGAAGAAAAUCGGGGAAGUCUGGCGAGGUCGUCGACAACGAGGACUCCGAUAUGCCGAGAGAAGAUGAACAAGACGAAGCAUCUAAUGAAGGCCCUACAGAACUGCCAACAUCAACAGUCCCAGUCCCGGAACAGCACCUGGAACAGCACCCGGAACAGUAUUCGGAACAGUACUCGGAGCAGUACCCGGAACAACACCCGGAACAGUAUUCAGAACAACAUUCAGAACAUUCAGGGCACUCAGGACACUCAGAACGACAUCCAGUACAUGAAGUUGUGUCACCACCCCCGGAUCCCGACAAUGAAGAAUUCAUACCGGACCCGAACAUUUUGUCGGCCUCUAUUGAGCAUCAACCAACUACAGAACCCCCACCAACAGAGCCUCCUCCAACUCACUACUACUCAGGUGCCAGCUCUGGGUUUCCAUUCUCUCAAGAUCCACAGCCUUCAUCUGGACAUUUAACAAUGCCUACAUUGACAUUUCCGGAAUCUCAAACCCGUGGGACUCAAUUCAAAACCUCUCCAAAUUUAACAUUCUCUUCAACUUCGCACCAGAAUAAUCAUUCACCAACGCCAACCCAUUCACAGGUGGCAAACCAGGAGAGGCAGAAUAAGCCAAGGUCCGGUCGCCGUAGCCUUCCUACAAGUCAAAAUAAACAAACACCAGUCCCAGUACCGAUAAUUCCACACCACACUCCUACUUGGAAUGCCUCACCUACGCCAGAACAAGCUGUUAAAUCAUCACCAACGAUGACUAAGAAACAGGCAUCUAGGCGAUCGAAACAACGUCAUUCUAAUAUGGAAACAAAUCAACAAACCUACGAUGAUAAUAAUAUGCAACCAGAACCUGCGCUGUCGCAACCUGCGAUACAGAAGCCGAACCAGCCGCCUUCAAUGAGGGGUUCACCAUACCAGACUGCAGCCCAAGUUAUAACCCAAGCAAGAUCUCAACAAGGUCAGAGGUCACGGACAAAUACACCUGUCACAUCUACGUCCCGCCCUCCUCCCCAAGCUCCCCAAGCUGCUAUGAGCGUAGCCUAUAGCACUGCUCCGUCAAGUUCGACGCCGAAUUUUGACUCUUAUGGACGUUAUAACAAUACGACUAAUGCCCAGUAUGAUAAUGUAAACAACGAUGAGGGCUCAUCUCGUAUUGCCUAUCAACCUGGCUCAUAUCAUCCCAGAACAACCACCACGACGUCAACCUCAUACCCAUCGACGGCGGCAUACGAUUAUUCACGGAGCACCGGAUCGACCAAUCCACUUUCCCGUGCACUAGAUGCCUCAGCAUAUACCAGUACUAGUGGCCCUACAACUAGUCAAUGGGCAACAUCACAAAGCCGAAGUAGUACCCCGCACACUCAGUCACACACAAAUACCACUUAUGCUAUGGCGUCAACUGCUGCUUCUACAUCUCACAAUUAUGGAACAAGAUCUACCGAUCGACAAACCUCACAUCAGAGCGUUCCUUACAGCCAAACCCAAACCCAAACACAAUCGUAUGGAUCUUACUCGACGCAACAACCCAAUACGAAUCAGCAGACCCAGCAGAAUUGGUACGGUAUUACCCCUAACAAUAGUAAUAGCAGUGCAAACCAACACAGUUAUAGUAGUAACCGGAACAGCGGUUAUACCGCUACCGCCAGUUCAAGUCAAGCUGCAUACAACAGCCAUAGAUCUGCCCCUCACAACUAUUCCGGGCACGGCUAUGGCUCUGGGGCAGAUGAUCAAGCUCUAUAUGAUCUAUUGCGGGCUGGCAACUCUGCACAUUAGUUCAGUUUCACGUCUGUGUUGAAGGGGUGUCUUCUGUUUCUACCUGAUAAUACGUGGUUAUCAAGACCAUUCCAGGGUUCUAGGCGAUGGGAAUAGGAUAGGAGUCGCAGUGAUUUGAUGAUUUCAGACUUGCAUACAGGUUACCUUACAUUCUCACGUAUAAAAAUAAGGGGUUUGCGUAUUUGCUUUGGGCGGAUUAAAAAUGGCAGUUGAGGUAUUCACGGUUAGUCACGGUAAUGGAUUACGACCCGGCAACGGCGUAAAUGGAUUAAGGAGUACCCAGGUACAGGUACAUAAGUGAGUACAUAGCUUAGGUAAUACCCACUACAUCAAGGUAUGUAGUAGACGGGUUAAUAUAAGUGAG
Messenger RNA from Annulohypoxylon maeteangense, 3690 nucleotides. RefSeq lists its product as uncharacterized. Gene Ontology annotation, biological process: regulation of DNA-templated transcription. The record is from RefSeq and is a predicted model, not a curated record. The transcript has 3 exons. Gene Ontology annotation, molecular function: zinc ion binding; DNA-binding transcription factor activity, RNA polymerase II-specific. Lineage: Eukaryota; Fungi; Ascomycota; Sordariomycetes; Xylariales; Hypoxylaceae. The coding region runs from base 108 to 3326 and encodes 1072 amino acids.